AUGCUGCUGCAUGCCGCGUUAACGCCCGUCAUGAGUGCCACGGAAAUCCCCAUGCUCAUGGUCGGGUUUGUCUCGUCGGUCGUGGCGCUGUGCAAUUGGGCGGGGCAUCUACACCAAGGCGCCGAUCUCGUCGGCAAGGUCGAGCAGGGCAUCCCCAAAGACGACUCGCGCAACCCGUCGGUGAUUGCCGACUUGGUUGGGACAUGGUCGUCGUCUGCGUCGGGAUGGAUGGUCGUCGUCUGCGUCGGGAUGCAGCGCUGA
Molecule: messenger RNA, 261 nt
Organism: Aphanomyces astaci
Lineage: Eukaryota; Oomycota; Saprolegniomycetes; Saprolegniales; Verrucalvaceae
Exons: 1
Coding region: 1-261 (86 amino acids)
Biological process (GO): proton transmembrane transport
Cellular component (GO): membrane
Molecular function (GO): diphosphate hydrolysis-driven proton transmembrane transporter activity; inorganic diphosphate phosphatase activity
Source: RefSeq, a predicted model, not a curated record